AUGUCACCGAGUUCAACAGUCCUUGACAAUGGUGCUCAAAGCCCAAAUCUCAGCGACCUCGAGAAGCAAAGAGACCAAGAUGAAUCAAACUCUUCAUCGCAAAGCUCCGCCCUCAAAGGCCUCGGUUGGCUGGACAGAUUCUUGGCCCUCUGGAUCUUUCUCGCGAUGGCAAUUGGGAUUAUCCUCGGCAACUUUGUGGAACAGACGGGCCCAGCGCUACAGAAGGGAAAGUUUGUAGAGGUGUCGAUUCCAAUUGCAAUUGGAUUGCUUGUGAUGAUGUACCCCAUUCUUUGCAAGGUUCGAUUUGAAUCGUUGCAUCAUGUCUUCAGAGAGAGGGAAAUCUGGGUCCAAAUUGGGUUCAGUGUACUCGUGAAUUGGAUUAUUGCGCCGUUCCUGAUGCUUGGUCUAGCAUGGGCCUUCCUACCGGAUGAGCCUGAACUGCGAGAAGGCUUGAUCCUCGUCGGACUAGCCAGGUGCAUUGCAAUGGUCCUCGUCUGGACUAACCUCGCAGGAGGCGACAACGAAUACUGCGCCAUCCUCGUCGCCAUAAACUCCCUCCUCCAAAUCGUCCUCUUCGCCCCCCUAGCAGUCCUCUUCAUCAGCAUCAUCGGUGACCCCCCCACCACUCGAGACGUGACCUUCUCCUAUUCCACCGCCGCAAAAAGCGUCGCCGUCUUCCUGGGCAUUCCCCUCGGCGCCGCCCUCCUCACUCGCAUCGUCCUUCGGAAACUGACCAGUCCCCGCUGGUACGACCAAGUAUUUGUGAAGUUCAUCAGUCCGUUAUCACUGAUUGGGCUAUUAUUCACGAUCCUGGUUCUGUUUGCGUCGCAGGGCCGUCAGGUCGUUCAUCAGAUUGUUUCGGUGGUGCGUGUUGCUGCGCCAUUGAUUGUUUACUUUUGUGUUAUCUUCUUUGCGACGCUUUAUGUGGCGUGGAAGUUUGGGUUUGGAUAUAAACUGGCUGCGACGCAAAGCUUUACGGCGGCGAGUAAUAACUUUGAGUUGGCGAUCGCGGUGGCGGUUGCGACGUUUGGAGCUGAUAGUAACCAGGCGCUGGCUUCGACGGUGGGACCGUUGAUUGAAGUUCCUGUUUUGUUGGGACUGGUUUGGGUUGCAAAAAUGAUUGGCAGACGGAUGGAUUGGACUCCCUAG
This is a messenger RNA of Penicillium oxalicum, 1149 nucleotides long. RefSeq names its product arsenic resistance protein. Gene Ontology annotation, molecular function: antiporter activity; antimonite transmembrane transporter activity; arsenite transmembrane transporter activity. Gene Ontology annotation, cellular component: plasma membrane. NCBI's taxonomy places the organism in Eukaryota, Fungi, Ascomycota, Eurotiomycetes, Eurotiales, Aspergillaceae. The record is from RefSeq and is a predicted model, not a curated record. Gene Ontology annotation, biological process: arsenite transport; antimonite transmembrane transport. The coding region runs from base 1 to 1149 and encodes 382 amino acids. The transcript has 4 exons.